Molecule: messenger RNA, 1032 nt
Organism: Magnolia sinica
Lineage: Eukaryota; Viridiplantae; Streptophyta; Magnoliopsida; Magnoliales; Magnoliaceae
Exons: 6
Coding region: 1-1032 (343 amino acids)
Biological process (GO): protein desumoylation
Cellular component (GO): nucleus
Molecular function (GO): deSUMOylase activity
Source: RefSeq, a predicted model, not a curated record
AUGGAGAGAGUAGAUCUAAACGAGAGAGUGCAGUUGAAGAAAGAGAAGGAAUUAUUUUUCAUCAUGAACAAGGAGUUAAAUAGGCGAAUGUGUGAGUUAUUGAGAAAAACUGAAAACUUAGCGAAAGAGAGGGAGGCCUUAAAGAAGGAGAAGGAAUAUUUCUAUAUACAGAGAGGACAGUUUAUGAGGGAUGAGGACGAGGAGUUGAAGAAGAAAGUCAAAGUUGAGGAUAUGGAAGAAAAAGAACAGGGAAAUGUGGAGUUGGAGGUGCAAUCGUAUGGUAUGGCGGAGCGUAAUCUAUUGGAUGAAGCACUCGUUUCUCCUCCUGUUUAUGUAAGGAGAACUAAAAGGGUACUUAAGCCAUCUUAUUAUAUGGUUUCUCCAUUCUUGUCCCUGAUGCUAUCGACAGAUGAACUCAAAGAGGUAGAAAAAUACUAUGAAGCAAAUAAGGAGACGGGAGAGGCUUCAUGGUUCAAGUCUAUAUGGGUAGAUGAUGCGUGGGUUGAUAGCGUGGCUAUCGACAAAUAUGUUGACUUCCUAGAGGAAAGGCAGUCUGAUUGUGCAAUUGCAUAUCCCCAAGAUUGCAAGUUCUGUCCCACUUAUUUUAUGCCAUGCCUUCAAACUAGUGUGCCGACUCUAAGGGCGUAUCGGGACUCAAAGUUUGCUUCGGAACGUGCAAAGUUGGUAAGCAUGAUGAACAAUGUCAUCGCAAUUGCCAAGCAGCGGGGUAAAUCACACGCCAAGGAGAUUUGGUAUAGUGAACGGGUUUAUGUACCCAUCAACCAUGAUAACUCUCAUUGGUUCUUGAUGGUCCUAUAUCCAAGACAACGGGAGAUCAUUAUUAUCGAUAGCUUAGUGUCAAAUGCUCUCCUAAAGUAUAAGCAGAUGAUCAAUUUGAUGACGGAGGCGCUCCCGAUUCUCUUCCAUACCACCGGAGACGUCACCGCGCAUGAAGGGAAGACUUGGACUGCCAAAUCCAUGAAAUCUGUGCCAAAGCAAUGCAAUAGUUUUGACUGUGGCAUAUUUGCAUGA